AUGUCGUCCGAGUCCCGCAAGCUCUCUGGCCAAUACCACCUGACCGGCGCAGACAUUGUCGAGUCGAUCGACGAUCUCGGCUCGGGUGGCCGGUGGGAGGAGUUGAAGCGCGCUGCUCACACCGGCAGCGAUGCUCCGCAGAGCGACACAACAAGCACUGGCUUCACCACCCACAAGGCUCCCGAUCGCACGCAGUCUUUCCGCCCGUAUGAGCCAAAGGGACCUAUGAGUAUGGCCAAUCCUGCUCGUGGAUGGGGCAAACGAACACUGACUAACUGCACCUUGGGACUAGGCACCGAGCAAAGCGAGGAUAUCCAUCCCCAUGAGCCUGUUAUCACUUUUCAGCUUGAAAACCAUACACCACCACGAAUUAUUGAACAACAACCCUCUCAACACACAAACAAGCAAACCAGAAUCAUUAUAAUCUCACCCCCCACACAAAAACAACGAAAAAUGACCCUCGUAAUCCUGGGCGGAGGCAUCAUCGGCCUCUCGACCGCCUACUACGCCGCGCAAGCCGAGCCGACGCGCAAGAUCCAGAUCGUCGACUCGGCGUCCGCGCUCUUCCAGUCCGCCUCGGGAUUCUCAGGCGGCUUCAUCGCCAAGGACUGGUUCUCAGACGACGUGUCCUCGCUCGCGGACCUGUCCUUCCGACUGCAUCAGCAGCUCGCGGACGCGCACGACGGCCGCCGGAAAUGGGGGUACGCGGCUAGCCAGGCCUUCGGAGUGACGAUGGAUGAGCUGGAUGCGCAGGGCCGGAAGACCGGCGGCAAGGUGCGCGGUGAGGAUUGGUUGUUGUCUGGGACGAGUCGGGCGGAGGUUGCCAAGCAGUUCUCUUCUUCAACGUCGACUAGUGGUCAGGGUUCAGGGCCGGUGAUGGUGGAGAAGGAUGCCAGGGUCGAUGGGCAGGGCAACCCGACGUGGAUGAAUCGCCCCGAUGGCGAGAGUGUCGUUGAGGAGAUCUCCAGUGAGGCUGGCUGUGCGCAGGUCGAUCCCAAGGCGUUGGUUGAGUGGUUGCUUGCGCAGUGUCGAGAGCGCAGAGUCGAGAUUCUGCUGAAUACGCGCGCGACAGGGUUUGUGCGGGACCAAGAGGGCAGGAUCGAGGCCGUGCGCGCCGAGCAGCGCAUGUCGGCGUUCAGUACGCCUGUGGAAAUCUCGUUGCCGUGCAAGGAUGUCGUCAUUGCCGCUGGGUGCUGGACGCCUCGCGUGUUUCAGACGCUGUUUAAACGGAAGAUGGCCGUGGGCAUCAACGGGCUGGCCGGAUAUAGUGUCAUUGUGCGCUCGCCGCGGUACACGCGCUCCGUGGCGCAGAAGGACCACUCGAUCUUCUGCGCGCCCGGCCCGCAAUGGGAGUUCGCGCCGGAGAUGCUGGGCCGUGUGAACCACGAGGGGAUCCCCGAGAUCUACAUUGCCGGGCUGAACAGCGACAAGAUGCCGUUGCCGGAGGUCGCGGGCGACAUCCCCAAGUUGCGCGAUCAGGCCCAGGUCGAGCGGCUGCGCGAGGUGGCGCGACUGUUGACCGGCAGCGCCUCGUCGACGUCCAGUGAUCUGGAGAUUGUGAGCGAAGGAUUGUGUUUCAGGCCGGUUUCGACAACGGGUUCGCCCAUCAUUUCGUCGGUCACGGGCGCGGUCAGCAGCGCAGGAGGAAAGGUGUUCGUCGCUAGUGGACACGGGCCCUGGGGAAUCACCCUCGCCCUGGGAACGGGCCAGGUGGUUUCGGAGCUGUUGACCGGCAAGACCCCCAGUGCCGAUAUCAACAGGUUGGCUCUGCAGCAGGAUGUGUCUCUGGUCAAGAGCAACCUGUAAUCGUGCUCUUUCUGUCCCUUUAGCGUGUUUGUUUGUUUGUUUUUUUCUCUUUCUAG
Aspergillus homomorphus CBS 101889 is the source of this 1862-nucleotide messenger RNA. RefSeq names its product NAD(P)/FAD-dependent oxidoreductase. Bases 1 to 1806 code for a protein of 601 amino acids. The transcript is spliced from 2 exons. Gene Ontology annotation, biological process: retrograde transport, endosome to Golgi. Gene Ontology annotation, molecular function: oxidoreductase activity. Gene Ontology annotation, cellular component: late endosome; cytoplasm. The record is from RefSeq and is a predicted model, not a curated record. Lineage: Eukaryota; Fungi; Ascomycota; Eurotiomycetes; Eurotiales; Aspergillaceae.